Molecule: messenger RNA, 5952 nt
Organism: Hippocampus zosterae (dwarf seahorse)
Lineage: Eukaryota; Metazoa; Chordata; Actinopteri; Syngnathiformes; Syngnathidae
Product: nucleotidyltransferase MB21D2
Exons: 3
Coding region: 167-1684 (505 amino acids)
Source: RefSeq, a predicted model, not a curated record
AGCGGAAGUGCAGCUCUUAUUUCCGGUUGUUGUGUUAGCUGAUGUGGAUGUGAUUUUUGAUGCGUUCCGCUGGUGUUGGUUCGGUUCGUUUACGACCGUUUCGGCUCACCAUCCUCGGCAUCAGCAAAGUGUGAAGGACCGCUGAAACCGCUGUGGAGGAGGAAUCAUGGCCGCUCCUGCUCUCUCCAGUCGUGCCGGCUCGGCUGGAAGCCUCGGGAACAGCCCCACCAUGGCCGCCGCCGGCAGACUGCCCCACGGCAGCAGCGGCGUCGGCCCCGAGUUGGACUUCAGGUCAGCAUCCCGUAUGGAGGAUCUGAACCGGCUCAUCCAGGAGUUCAGCAAGCACGACCAGCGCGAGUACGACGACCAACGGGCCCUGGAGAUACACACGGCCAAGGACUUCAUCUUUUCUAUGCUGGGAAUGGUCCAAAAGCUGGACCAGAAGCUGCCUGUGGCCAACGAGUACCUGCUGCUGUCGGGCGGUGUGCGCGAGGGUGUGGUGGACAUGGACCCGGAUGAGCUGAGCGUGUACGCACGCGGUGCCGACUACGACAUGGACUUCACGCUGCUGGUGCCGGCACUCAAGCUGCAUGACCGCAAUCAGCCAGUUACGCUGGACAUGAGACACUCAGCACUGGGACACUCCUGGCUCAGCCUCCGCCUCUUUGACGAGGGCACCAUCAGCAAGUGGAAGGACUGCUGCACGGUGGUGGAACACAUCAGCGGAGCUGCAAACUACUUCUUCUCGCCGACGUUGGUGGCUGACUGGUUCUACCAGGCCGUCUCGCUGGUGCUUCUGGAGGUGCAGAAGAAGCCGCAGAGGGGUGUUCCCCGCGUGGAAAAGGUGGAGCGCAACGGCACCGUGGUGUCGGUCAUUCUAGGUGUUGGCAGCAGCCGCAUGCUCUACGACGUUGUGCCUGUGGUGUCCUUCAAAGGCUGGCCGGCCGUGGCCCAGAGCUGGCUGAUGGAGAACCACUUCUGGGAUGGUAAGAUCACAGAGGAGGAGGUUAUCAGCGGCUUCUACUUGGUCCCAGCUUGCUCGCAUAAGGGCCGACGGGAGAAUGAGUGGCGGCUGUCGUUCGCCCGCAGCGAGGUGCAACUGAAGAAGUGCAUCUCGCCUGGCCUCAUGCAAGCUUACCAGGCGUGUAAGGCCAUCAUCGUCAAGCUGCUGUCACGCCCCAAGGCGGUGAGCCCCUACCACCUGCGCAGCGUCAUGCUGUGGGCCUGCGACCGGCUGCCCGCCAACUACCUGACGCAGGACGACUUCUCCGCCCACUUCCUGCUAGGUCUGAUCGACGACCUGCAGCACUGCUUGGUCAACAAGACGUGCCCCAAUUAUUUUAUCCCGCAGUGCAACAUGCUGGAGCACCUCUCAGAUGACACCGCCGUGCUGCAUGCCCGCAAGCUGUCCUCGGUGCGCUCCGAUCCGGCUGAGCACCUGCGCACCACCAUCGAGCAUGCCAAGGCCGCCAACAGGUUGACGGUGGAGCUCCAGUGGCGCGGCAGCACCGGCAACCUGCCAUCGCCGCAGUCGGAUGCCGGCGGAGAGAAUCAGCCGGACGACCGCUUGGCCAAGAAGCUCCAGCAACUGGUCACGGAGAACCCCGGGAAGUCCAUUUCGGUCUUCAUCAACCCAGAUGAUGUCACGCGGCCACACUUCCGCAUAGAUGACAAGUUCUUCUAAAAUUCUUUUUUUUUUUGCCCCGAGUUGUUUAUGUUCCCUUUGUCACACUGUCAAGUCAUCUGUCUAUUGUGUAGUCUUCUGAGUUCCCCUCACUCGCUGUAUGCUUACCUGCUGGAGGCCUUCAGAAUGACAUCCACAAAGCCACCCGAAGGACUCUGGAUGUCCGCUCUGCUUUCAGUCUGAAAUUCACAAAUCUACCUGGUGAAAUCCACCUAAAGACAUUCACCGAAAGAAAUCUACACGGACAUUUACCCGAAGAUGUCGACCGGGAGAAAUAGACCAGGAGUCAUCCACCCAAAGAAAACGGCACCGAGUUGGUCCCCCGGAUUGACCACCCUGAGUGAUCCGCCUGGUGUCGGCCAACCCAAGUCAACCACGUCGUGGCCCCAAAGGCACACAACUUCAGACAUUGAGCUGCUGACACCCACCCAUAGGAAUCCAACUGAACGAAUUUUGUAAGAAAAUUCAGGUGGAAAACUCGAUCCGGAGACAUUCACUUGCAGGAAUCCUCCGAAAAAUCCACCUGGAAAAAUGAAACUUUAGAAAUAGCCUUGGAGAGAUUGACUUGGUGUCAUCCAACUGGAGGAGUCCCCUCAGAGAAUUCUUCCAAGAGGAAUCAAGCAGGACAAAUCACUUUGAAAGAUCAACGCGGAGACAUCCACCUUGAGGAAUCCUCCAAGAGACAUCCACCUGGACAAUUCCACCUCUAAAAAUCAACCUAGAGAAGUUGCCUAGGAGACGUCCGCCCUGAGACAUGUGCCCAGAGGAAUCCACUUGGAAGCAUCCGGUCUGAAGAAUCCACCAGGGCGUGUUGCUGCGAAAUGGCACCAAGCUGUCCGGCAGAAAAAAAAAAGGUCCCAUCUUCAUCAAGUUGCUAUGUGUUCACCCAUCAGGACCAGAUCACGAUGCACGUAUGUCAGCUCAUCAGAGCAACAAAUAUUAUACACUUUUUGCACAGCGUGGUAUUCCGUGUGGCCCUUUUGUGGGGAGAAAAAAAAUAGCUUGUGCUUUACAACGCACACGUAAAAUAGGUAAGCGUUAAACUGGUAAGCUCAAAAGUGAAAAUAUUCUCAAACUUUUUUAUGAGAAAAUAAUGAGCUCAAAAGAUUCCUCAGACCAAUGGCAAGUGUGUUUUACUUGUAGCCUGGGACACUUAUGAUCACAGUUAGAUCAUGUAUUUGUUACAAACUGAAUGUGACACAAUGCGUGAAUGUAACAUCAGAUGCUACAUUUUCAACUUAAUUGGCCUCCACGUGUAGCAGUGCGACAAAUUUCAACCCCCCCCCCCCCCCCCCUUUUAAUUCCACAUUGGAACAGCAGCCAGAUUGUCACUGUGAAGCUUUUUUUCACUGUACGAUUGUCAACGAGCAGUUGAGGACAGUACUCAAAUGUAAAUAAUCCCAAGAAGCCAGUAAAAUGAUGACUACUGCUUAUCAUGUCAUUCUUAUUUUGCACAAAAUGUAAAAAGCACCAACCACACUCCUCUUGAUUGUAGAUGCACGCUAGUGAGCCAUGGUGCUAAAUACGCUACUUAGUUUGUAUGAUGGGUGAUGAGUGUUGGCAUGUGUGUCAUUGCAUGUUUUUGUUGGUACGUGUGUUGGCAUAUGUGUGUGUCGGCGCCAAUGUGCGAGUGAGUGUCUCUUCGCGCAUGUACAGUAUGCUAAUAUGUUUGCAUGUGUGUUAGUGACUUUGUCCAAGCGCAUUAUUGUGUAUGUUAGUGCGUGUGUCUGUUAGCGUGCGUGUGUGUGUGUGUGUGUGUGUGUCUGUGUGUGUGUCUGUGUGUGUGUGUGUGUGUGUUUGUGUGUGUGUGCGUGUGUGUGUGUGUAAACCUGAGUGGUAGUACGUAUUGUUGGAGUGAGUGUUCAUGCACGCGUGUGUUUGUGUGUGUCUGUUUGUGUAACUCUUGGCAUUGUGUUCGUUAGUGUGCGUGUGUGUUAGCGCGUGGUUGCGAGUGAGCGCCUUGGCCGAUGUAUGUUAAGUGUGUUGGCGCGUGUGUAUGGUCGCGUGUGUUGUCAUGUGGGUUUGUUAGUGUGUGUGUGUGUGUGCGUGUGUGCGCGUGUGCGUGUGCGUGUGUGUUGUCAUAUGAGGGUGUCUGCAGGUAGGUGUGUUAUGAUGCAUGUUUGAGUGCGUGAGGAUGUGUUAGCAUGCCGGUGUGUGAACAAAUGUGUUUUUGUUCUUCAGUGUGUGGCUAUGUGAGUGAGCGUGUUUUUGUGUGUUGUCGCAUGUGUGCGUGUGUUCGGCCGAGGAGACGCAGCAGGUGCGCGGCCACAUUAUGACUGACACUACAGAACCAACAACGUUCCCGCCUAGUGACACCAUUUGUAACUGAUAACCAAUUAAAAAGUAGUCUUUCACUGUUUUUUUUGUGUUUGUAAAUAGGGCUCUUUUUAAAAAAUGACACAUUAGCUGGUUUGACUUGCAAGUCAUUGAGUGCUGCUGUCCUGCUUGAGUUAUAUGUCAACCCAUGCCAACACAACCGAUUCAAAAGAUCAGCUCCAAACAGCGGCUUUAGAGAACUGGAGUUGCGCAUUCAUGGUCUAAAUGCUGAAAACCUUUUGUGAGCGAGACCAGACAAGAUACAGAGUGUCAUAAAGCCAGCAUCGGCAUAUUGACUUUAUUGCGGAAUCUUUUCAUUGCAGGAUACAUGUUUUUGCAUUUUGGAACAGGAAUGAAUUGAAUUUCAAACUCUGUUUACCUCUUUAUAUUCAGUGGUACGUUGACUGAAGAGUGCCCCAAUUUCAGAGUAUUUCCAGGUACGAGUCGUCGCUUGAUUGAUUCAUUCAUUCAUCUUUGUGUUACGGGCCAACAUUUGAGUUGCGAUUGAGCUUCAGAUAUGCUGCCGCUUGAUUGAAAAUUUAGCAAUUUAGGUACUUUAGUUGCAUGAAUACUUUGAAGUACGAAGUCAAGACACUACUGCAUUCAAAAGAUGCUGUUAGAUAAAGUGUCUUGAUGUCACAUCGCUUCCUACUAGUGGCCUGGAAUGCACAUUACACUCAUGGUGGUUUUCAAGAAACUUUUUUGAAGCUGCCUCCCCUUUCUCACACGAAUGGUAAACACAGCAGGAUUGGCUUUUAUGCAAACACCGGAGCUCAGCUUUGAUUGUAUGCCCGAUCCCGGUUUUACCGCCGCAUCUCGUACCCGCUCUCUUCAGCACUCAGGUUUGAAAAUCUGCUGCAUUGUGACAGAAUGUUCCUUCGAGAUAACGUGCACUAAUCACUCCUCUUUUGUGGUGUUGUUUUUUUGGGGGUGGUUGCACUGCUGCAGCUACAAAUCACUUUUGUAUGUUUUAUUGUAUUUGCUCCAUAAUGUCAUAUCUGCUGUAUAUUGUGGACUUUGUAAAUUCACUUAUGUUGAGCCUCGAUGACCUGAUAUUUUUUUUACGUUAAUAUAUUUUGUGCUUAUUGGUUGUCUUUUUUUUUUUUAUUCGCUAUUGUCAUUCUCUUCGAUGCAACCAGCUCGGCAGUCCCCGAUAUUGUGUCCUGUGUAUUAUUUAAUACACUCAUAUGUGCAAGGUCCAGCAUUGCAAAUUUUUGAUAACAAGAGUUUAAUAUCAUCCUUGUGCAUUUUAAAGAUAAAAAUCGAAUUCAAUUAAUGUGACUCAAGUAACGAUUAUUUCUUACAGUCUAGUUGAGGGGUGGGUAGAUUUUUAGGCUCAUUUGAUUUUAAAAACAGAUUGGCAUUUGUGUAAAAAUAUACGGUAAUGUAUAAUUCAAAGUUUUUAUCAUAUUUCCUAUUAAUAUUACAAUAAUAAUAAUAAUAAUAAUAAUACACACCCAAGGACACUUUACAAUAACAAAAAACGCAAAACAAUUGACCAAUUAUCAAAUUUAAAAAGUAAAUAGACAAUUGUAAAUGUUACGAAUAGUUAUGUAAUUAAACAAACUAUUGAAUGAGGUUUAUUAAUUAAAACCAAUUAAUUAAUUUAAGGACAUCUAAAUGAAUGCAGCAAAUAUUGCAAGAUUCUUGAUAAUAAAAAAAAAAAGCUUCCUGGGCUGUAUUAAUACAAUAAAUUGAUUGCCUGUCCUCGAUCAAGUUGGUCAAACUGAAUUGUAUUCAUCAUGGUUAUGACCAUACAAAAUUAAAUUACACCCUUUACACUGUUAGCUGCAGUAUAACGCUGCGUUAUAGCAAAGCAUCACAGUAGUAGUCCUUCCCGAGCUGGGUGUUUGGAACACAAUUUGUGUAACUUUUUCCUUUGCCGUUUGUGUUGUGAAAAGGCUGAAUCGUUUCCAUCCUAUUAACAAUGCAAAAAAAAAAAAAAAAGAAAA